AGUUGUGUUGUAAACAAUCCUUCUGAUUCACUUACGCAAAGAGCUUUUCUGUCAAUUCAAGCAACAUCAUCGGACUAUCAAUGGUCAGUGACUGGUCUGGUGCCAUGUACAGCAUCGUGUGGCAACAGAGGCAUUCAACAACCACAGCUAAAAUGUGUCCUUGACAAGCAAGAAGUUAAUAUGUCUUACUGCCUGGAUAAGUCCAGACCGUCCAUAAAACCUGUUGCAUGUAACAGACGAGACUGCCCUCCAAGGUGGAUGGUAACCUCCUGGUCUGCAUGUUCACAGAGCUGUGGAGGAGGAGUACAGACUCGCAGGGUGACUUGCCAAAAACUAACAGGAACAGGGAUCUCUAUACCA
Molecule: messenger RNA, 360 nt
Organism: Staurois parvus
Lineage: Eukaryota; Metazoa; Chordata; Amphibia; Anura; Ranidae
Source: the annotation of a GenBank genome assembly